Messenger RNA from Monoraphidium neglectum, 360 nucleotides. RefSeq names its product chloroplast SRP receptor. The transcript has 3 exons. Bases 1 to 360 code for a protein of 119 amino acids. Lineage: Eukaryota; Viridiplantae; Chlorophyta; Chlorophyceae; Sphaeropleales; Selenastraceae. The record is from RefSeq and is a predicted model, not a curated record.
AUGCAGGGCCUGCAGCAAUUGAGCGCCCGCUCCAGGGCCCGCCCGGCCUGCAGCAGCGGCCGCGUCGCCGCUGCGCCCCUGCCGCAGCAGCUGCUCCGCCCCACGACGCGCCGGCGCGCGCUGCGGGUGCAGGCGUCCGCGUCGGCCCCCAACGUGCUCCAGAAGCUGGGCCGCGUGCUGCGCGAGAAGGCGGCGGGCGACCUCGACAGAUUCGUGCGCGGCACAACCAAGACGCGCGAGCGGCUCGGGCUGGUGGAGGAGCUGCUCACCUUCUGGUCCCUGGAGGACUACGAGACCACACUGGAGGAGCUGGAGGAGGCACUCAUAGUGGGUCACGGGGACGGGGCGGAUGGUGGUUAG